Molecule: messenger RNA, 978 nt
Organism: Aureobasidium uvarum
Lineage: Eukaryota; Fungi; Ascomycota; Dothideomycetes; Dothideales; Saccotheciaceae
Source: the annotation of a GenBank genome assembly
AUGCAUGUUUACCAGAUGCGGUCCUCCAACCAGUCGAUUGUCCAUACCACCCAACAACGCUCGACGACUUGCAUGAAUGCGCUUAAGGACGUUUCUCGAGUUUGGCUUGUGGCCAAGAUGGUGCACACUCUCUUUGACUCGAUUCUCGGCAACAAGGUACUCGAGGAGCGUCUGCAGAAAGCUGCCGGGAAACGACACGCAAAGCCCAAGAACACGCAGCCAGCAAGGAACCCAAUGUCACGCAGCAACAGCGAUCUACAGAAGCGCAAGUUUGACGAAAUGGAGUUCGGCUACACUGGUGGCCCACCAGCUGCUCAGAUGUCUUAUGAGCGCUCGAGACCACAAUCUCCUGUCAAUGCUCCUCGGGAUCCUCCGCCAAUGCCAGGACUUCCCGGCAACAAUGCCAGCCCGUCUCUACGCCAAGACGCCUUUAUGGGCACCUCUCGGACCAACACACGUCCUACCACGCCGUUCAACACCUACUCAUAUCCUGGCACACCACCAGACCUCUUCCUUCACACCCGCACAUCACCGAAUAUUUCUCAAGACCUAUGGCAAAACUAUCAACCAGACCAACUCUUCCCACCAGAUACAUCGGGUAUCUACCCUACCGAGAGCCCCGUACAGCAAGCGACCAUGGUAGAUCCGGCUUUACGAGGAUCCGCAGGCGCACAGCAAGCCUAUGCGAACUCAGCCCAACCACAGCCUCAUUACCAACAGCCAGCAGCGGCUGCAGUGAUGCAGCAACAACAGUAUCCUGGGCAACAGCAACCUGUACAUCUACAGAACCCAUAUGGCCAGAUGACAGACAACGGUGAACAUCAGCAACGCACAAACAUGGAUGACACAUGGAGCAACAACAGUGGGUCUACGNGGGGCGGGCCUAUUGUACCGACCACAUUGAAUGUCGGCGACUGGUUCGAGUUUUUCGGUAUUCCGAACGGAGACAUAUCGGCAUUGCAUGCGCAGCAAUAUUGA